This is a messenger RNA of Necator americanus (New World hookworm), 1743 nucleotides long. RefSeq lists its product as uncharacterized. The transcript has 17 exons. The coding region runs from base 1 to 1743 and encodes 580 amino acids. The record is from RefSeq and is a predicted model, not a curated record. Lineage: Eukaryota; Metazoa; Nematoda; Chromadorea; Rhabditida; Ancylostomatidae.
AUGUUUCCUAAACUACGGACUAUGGAUGUAAAUAGAAUUAAAGGAGGAUAUGUUCAACACGAUGUUUAUUGGAUGGCCGAACCUAAUGUCCUUGAUCACGAUCGAUCUUUCGAUUCGAUGAUUUUGUUCUCCUCCUUGUCAGUGAAGCAUUUAUAUUUUGAAAGAAAGUUAAUGUUGUAUGUGCUUCUAUUUCACUUGGUAACUUUACCCUUAAUCUCUACGCUAAGUGCUCAUCCAAAACUGAUCAUCAUAGCAUUUGAUGGAUUCCGUUACGAUUUUAUGAACGUUACCCUGGUCCCAAACAUAUAUGAUUGGGCUCUUGGUGGUGCUUGGUUUGUCAAUGGAGUGCGGUCACAGUAUGUAUCGUUCACUGCCACAAACUUCAUGGCUAUUUCUACAGGUCUCUAUACAGAAAGUCACGGUAUAGUAUCUAAUAAAUUUUUUGAUCAUUCCAAUGGGAAACUAUAUGACAUUUGGAAUUUCACCAACACUCCUGGUAUUGUUGAAACUUCUCUGGAACCGGAAUGGUAUAGAGGUGAACCAAUAUGGCUCACAAAUGAAAGGGCCUUUGUGUCAAGACAUUCCGCAUCCUUAUAUUGGCCUUUCGGCCAAGCGCCUUUUCCUGGCACACCUGCUCACCCAUCGACGUACAGGGCCUUUGUGUCAAGACAUUCCGCAUCCUUAUAUUGGCCUUUCGGCCAAGCGCCUUUUCCUGGCACACCUGCUCACCCGUCGAUGUACAGACCUUGGGAAAGAUUUCGCAGCUUUGAUGAAUGGUUAUCGGAUGUUGACACAAUAGUUGAACUCUUCACAAGGCCAAAGGAUCCAGUGAAUUUCCUGGCAUGGUACAUUGCCGAACCUGAUCAUACGCUGCAUUUGAACGGCUUCUACAACGGCGAAUAUGAAAAAAUGCUUAAAAAGUUAGAUAAACUUUUUCUUUACUUUAUAAGAAAGAUGGAAGAAUUCGGACUUAACAAAGAAGUGAACGUGAUAUUCACUGCUGAUCAUGGGCAUGCUCAGAUAGAUGGUUACAAGAACAUAAUGUGCGUGAAAGAUUAUAUCAAUGUGAAGACGAUAAUUGAUGGUCAAUCCAUGAUAUAUACUUUUAACACGGAUCUUCUUGAGGAAGUGUACGAAAAUUUGACAUCUGCUGUCAAAACUAAUGGUUUUAAAGUUAAAAUCUACAAAAAGGAGAAAUUUCCACCUCGCUAUCAUUAUACGGGGAUGUCUUCAAGAAUAGGUGAGAUUAUACUUGAGCCAGAAAUUGGAUGGGAUGUCAACUUCGAGUGCACGCGAGAGGAAAUGACGAGAAAAUAUGGUGGGCAAAAAUUGCACUCUUCAACCCAUGGUAUGGAUCCGAAUGAGCCUGAAAUGCACGCUACUCUUGUACUCGUUGGACCUGAUAUUCCUCCGAAACAACUUGUACGACGAAUACCACAAAACAUUGAUCUUUAUGGCCUCAUGUGUUAUCUUCUCGACAUUCAACCUUCUCCGAAUAAUGGUUCAAUGACAACAUUCUUAAAAAAUGUCAACUUUACGAAUAAACAACAAAGUUACUACCAUGGGUUCCUUAUUGUAGUAGUGCCACUUAUUGGUGUGAUAAUCUUGAUUCUCAUUUUUGCACUAGUACAAUGUUUCAGAAAAACUUGCAGAAGUACGAGAACAGUUGAGGAGGAUGUCGAGACCGGAGACGCUACAAGUGCAUCAAAAUCACCAAGAUCAUCACAAAAUGAAAAUUUAUAG